AUGGCCCCACAUACCGCAGAAGCUGAUGAUUUGGAUGAUGGUUUGGAAUACAAAGUUGAAAUAUCAGAGGAUGAAGGGGCUUUAAUAGAUUCAACGAACGAAGAAAAUGAGAAAGAUCAAGAAGAUGCAACAACCAUAACUCCAGAGAAUCCUAAAAAGCGUAAAUCAGAAAGUUCUUUAAAUUUCAAAGAAAAGAAGAAGAUGAAAAUGGAAUUAGAUACUGAACAAAAGAAAAACAUAUCAACAGAAUCAAACACAGAAGUAAUAACAGAUUUUAUAAAUUCCAAAAUAAAUAGAAAAAACUCAAAUUUAUCUGCAUUAGAAUUAAGUGAAUUAUAUUUUACAAAAGAUGCUAUAAGAUCAACUUCAGAAUAUUCAAAACCAAGAACAUUGGACAAUUUAAGUGACUACAUAACCCAAAGAUUCAAGAAUAUGCUACCUGGAAAAGAAAGCAAAAAGAAUAAAAAGACUAAGAAGAAAGGAUCAAAAGGAAAAGAAGAAGAAUCAGAAUCUGCUCCUGCUGAGGAUAGAAAAUUUAUAGCAAUUGUUUCAAUGUCAGCAAUAAGAGCUUGUGAUAUACAUAGAGCAACCAAAGACCUAAAUGGAAGUUCAAUAAAACUAAUAAAUAAAAAUAAAUUAGAUGUUGAUUUAAAAAUUUUAAAAACUACAAGAUCAAGAAUAUUAUGUUGUACACCAGGUAGACUUCAAAAGAUUUUAAUUAAUGAUGAUCCAGUAUUGACAAAAGAUGAAAUUAAAAUCAUAAUCGUAGAUAACUCAUAUUUGGAUCAAAAAAAACAAAAUAUUUGGGAUAUUAAAGAAACUGUUGAAGUGCUAAAAAGUUUAACGAAAGAUGGAUCAAAAAUAUAUUUAUAUUAG
Lodderomyces jiufengensis is the source of this 876-nucleotide messenger RNA. RefSeq lists its product as uncharacterized. Gene Ontology annotation, cellular component: 90S preribosome; nucleus. The transcript has a single exon. The record is from RefSeq and is a predicted model, not a curated record. Lineage: Eukaryota; Fungi; Ascomycota; Pichiomycetes; Serinales; Debaryomycetaceae. Bases 1 to 876 code for a protein of 291 amino acids.